AGUCCUAGCCAAUGCACGACACAAAUUUCUUUCGAAAACCCAGGAACCCUUAAAUCGCACCUUCUUCCAAGAACCCUAAAUCAUCCUUUCGAAAAAAUAAAAUUCACAUUCUAUCAAAAAGCCAAAUCGAAAAUCUCCCUUUCCGUUUGCUGUUUUCAGUUCAAUCUCCUUUUCCUUAUUACCCUUUUAAUUUUAUUCUUCCGUUAUUACCCUUAUUAUCACCCUUGCCCUGCCAAAGCCUACGCCAACAGAUGCCAGUUAAUUGAAUGUAAAAUAGAAACGGCGUGUCAAAGCACCAUUUCUCCGAGCCCUCUCCUUUUUGAAUUAAAUGAUGAAAUUAUCUAAAAUUUGAAUUGAGUUCUGAUACAGAAGAGGAAGUAGCACACUGCAUUUCAUGGCUUACGAUUCUUCCCCUCAUGGCCGUGUGCAUCAGUUUGUGUUGGAGGGCACAGAAUCAAAGCCUUUGGACGCGGAAUCGGCAGAACCGGUGACCCUUUUGAUUAAGCACCUUCCAGAAGCCAUUCCUCAUGACACCCUUUCUCUAAUCUUCGCAAAUUUCGGUGCUUUCUCGGCGCGCCCUUGCUCUAGUUCCAGGAUGAAAAAUUGUGCUUUUGCGGAUUUCAAAAAUGAGAUGGUGGCAUCUCAAGCACAACGUCAACUACAUGGGUUGAGAUUUCUUGGCAAAGUCUUGUCAGCAGAGAGAGCGAGUAAGCUAACUGGUAAUGGUGAAAAUAGUGGCGAUGAUCAGUUGGGUAAGGACUCUAAAACAUCAAUGCUGAAGAAUGCAAAUGUAGGCAAACCUGUUGAUGGAGAUACAAAAUCAAGAGGCCUCCCUCUUCCUGAGCCAAUUGCUGAUAGACUUGGUGUCAAUUAUCCUUUUCCUCCUCAUCUUGAGUAUGCUUACCCUCCACCUGAUGGAAAUAUAUUAACAAAUAUUGUGAAUGCUCUAAUUGCUGUUCCGCGCUUUUACACACAGGUUCUACACUUGAUGAACAAAAUGAACAUCCCUGCUCCAUUUCGUAUGGCACUGCCCACACCUCCAUUACCUCCAGAGGUACCAGCACCACCUCCUCCUACUGUAACUAUUAAUCCUCAGUCUGCAUAUCUGUCCAGUGGUGAAUCAGAGAUGGAAUCAUCCGAUGAGGAGUGUGACGCAAGCACAAAAAAGUCUGGACAAAAGCGUGCCAGGCGUGAGGCCAUUGUUGGCCCUGCUAUUGAUAAAGGUGUGGCUCAUGAGUCUGUUGGAGUAAAACCAGCCACCUUGGUCCCAAAAGAAAUCCCUGUGAUAAAAAAGAACCAUGUGUUAAAGAUAAACAUUGUCCCCAAAGCAACACUAAAUAAACAUAGAGAUGAUGAGACAACACAAGAGUUGCAAGAGCCAGAAAAAGAUGUUCCAGAUCCUAGCAAAUUUUUGACUCCAGAUGAAUUAGAGAAAGGAAAGUUGCCUCCUGAGGAAAUCUUAUCCCUUCCAAUGUUUAAGAACUAUACAGCUGGAAAUCCUGCUCCUGUGUUGUAUGUUAAGAAUUUGGCAAAAGAUGUGAUUGUUGAUGAUUUCUAUUAUAUAUUUGGGUCCUUAUUUGAAAGUGUUGAGGCUGCUAAGUCUGGUCUUCAAGUCAAACUAAUGCAGGAAGGACGAAUGAGGGGUCAAGCAUUUCUGACAUUCCCCUCUGUUGAAUUGGCUCAUCUUGCUCUGAAUCGGGUGAAUGGAUAUGUAUUAAAAGGAAAGCCAAUGAUUAUACAGUUUGGUCGGAAUCCCGCUGCUGCUAAGACUUGAUUGAGUGCAUGUAUUGAUGUAUAACAGAUGACUAAUGAUGCAUUCUUAAUUCACUCAUGGGGAGAGGACCCUGCACUAACCACUGAGACUACAACAUUCAGCAAUGACAGUGAUAUGAAUGCUAGCACGUAUAUUCUCCUUGGGCUUAUGGAUGCUAUGUGAAUCACUUCACAUUGUUGGCAAUAGGGGUUGUGAAUGCAGACCAACGUUGGCUAUAUGAAGGGUUUAUUACAUAUAUUAUUUCUCGGUUGAUUUUUAGCCUGGGAGCAACAGUAUAGGGAACUCGGAUCCAGUUGGACAAUUAUGGUUGACAAUGAUACAGCAUGGCUCUGACAACGUGGGUAUGUAUCAGGUCUAUAAAACUUUUCGUUUUGCAGCUUGCCAUUGCCAAAUGCCAAAUGCCAACAUUCCUAUACGGAGAGAUACAUACAUGUAUCGCAUUGUCUUUUUGUAAUGUCUAAGAAACAGAGAAUUGAAAUUAUCGAACUGAAUGGUUUGAUUUUUGUUUACUAAAAAAUAGUUGCAAGCAUAAUAUUUAUAGUUAUUCUACAA
Vigna umbellata (rice bean) is the source of this 2326-nucleotide messenger RNA. Its product is annotated as RNA-binding (RRM/RBD/RNP motifs) family protein. Gene Ontology annotation, cellular component: U12-type spliceosomal complex. NCBI's taxonomy places the organism in Eukaryota, Viridiplantae, Streptophyta, Magnoliopsida, Fabales, Fabaceae. The record is from RefSeq and is a predicted model, not a curated record. Gene Ontology annotation, biological process: mRNA splicing, via spliceosome. Gene Ontology annotation, molecular function: U12 snRNA binding; pre-mRNA intronic binding.